CGUAUUUCAGGAAAAUGACAUCCACUAUAUGAUAUUAAUAAAUCAGAACCAUAUAUUUUCCGUAUAAGUCCAGAGCACAUACUCGUGCGUAGAUAGUUGAGUUUUAAAUUUAGAAAGAAAAAUUGAAAUUCUUAUUUGUUGUGUGAAAGUUUGAGCUGCGGCGAUGAAAUUAGCCUGUUUAUUACCAGUACUAUUGGUAUUCACAAAUAUCUACCACAUUGGAGGAGAUGGCAUCCGAGCACCAUUAUCAAUAUACGAGAAAAGAAACGGCGAAGACAUUGACUAUUAUGGAACUAUUUCAAUUGGGACCCCACCACAGACAUUCAACGUAAAAUUUUAUUUCGGAUGGUCUGCGAUUUACGUGCUCUCAAAUUAUUGCAACAGUUCAGUUUGCCUUGACCAAAACCACAAGACUUAUAAUCACAAAACCUCGAAAACUUCUCAAUAUGGGCAUGACUUUGAUACGAAAAUUCAGAAAAUUUCUCCUGGUGUUCCGGUAUCUGAUACAAUUACAAUAGGUAAUAUGAAGAUACGAAAUGUGUCAUUUUUAUCAACUACCGUCUCGUCGCUAUUCAGCAGUAAGCCAUACGAUGGUAUUGUGGGAUUACAAUAUAAUAGCUCCUUAUUAUAUCACUGUAAAAAACUCGGAUUGAAGACCACAUUUUCACUUUACACCGAUUAUCCUUGGGACAAUAAUACCUCUGAACUGAUGUUAUGCGGCGAAGACAAGACAAAGUUUCAGGGUAACUUGCAAUAUGUUGGUUUAAGUUCUCGCCAAGAUAAUGGAUGGAACAUUGCAAUGCAAAGCAUUUUGUUACAUCAUAACGAUAAAAGUGUUCCAAUAAUGGAAUUCCAAGGCUCAUUUGAACUCACCCCUAGCUCAUCAUACAUAACAGGGCCAGAAGAAUUCAUUGAGAAAAUCUACAAAGCGUUAAACGCCACAACAUCGAAAAUCAGUAACAUCAAGGAGGUCGACUGCAAAACAAUUCAUACAUUACCGAGCAUCUCGUUUAGAACUGCUGACCAGGAUUAUUUCACUCUUACAGGAAAUGAUUACAUCACACAGUUGACACAAAAUGAUCAACGGGUCUGCAUGGUUCGGUUGAUAUCACACGUCACAAAUUCUUGGAUUAUAGGAAACGUUUUCACGAGAAAGUUUUACACUGUAUUCGAUUUGGAGGUGGAUAGAAUUGGAUUCGCUGAAAGCAUUCAUGAUAACGUUCGUAAUUCGGCUAGCACUGUAAUUAUUAUUAAUAAUGUUAUCUUAAUAAUUGUACCUAUAUUUUUCAUGAUUUAUUAAGUAAUAAGUAGGUUAUGUUAUCUCCUGACUCCUGAACUGUGUGUUUGUUCAUAUUUUAAGGAAAUCUAUGUAAUAAAUUGGUACCUACCACCUACCUAAACCUAUAUCUAUUGUAUGUGCUUCAAAUCAAUAAAAUAAUUUUAAUAUUACGAAA
This is a messenger RNA of Planococcus citri (citrus mealybug), 1454 nucleotides long. RefSeq names its product renin-like. The record is from RefSeq and is a predicted model, not a curated record. Gene Ontology annotation, molecular function: aspartic-type endopeptidase activity. The transcript has 9 exons. Lineage: Eukaryota; Metazoa; Arthropoda; Insecta; Hemiptera; Pseudococcidae. Gene Ontology annotation, biological process: proteolysis. Bases 164 to 1300 code for a protein of 378 amino acids.